Messenger RNA from Procambarus clarkii (red swamp crayfish), 2574 nucleotides. The record is from RefSeq and is a predicted model, not a curated record. NCBI's taxonomy places the organism in Eukaryota, Metazoa, Arthropoda, Malacostraca, Decapoda, Cambaridae.
AAGAAAUAGCAGCUGCUACCAGCAUGAGGGAGGGACAGCCGACACCCAAUAUCUUACCUAUCAUUAAGGACGGUUACGAGGCCGUCCACACCGCCCACCACACGCCCACGCAACCACUGUCUGCAUUCCGCUCCGAUUUGACGCAGGGUUCCGGCACGGACACAUCUCUAGGUCACUCCUCACACCAUCAACCCCACAGGACGAAUUCCCGGGAUCAACAGCACUAUGAGCAACAGCAGCAACGGCACCACCAGCAACAGCAGCUGCAGCACCACCACCAGCAGCAGCAGCAGCAGCAGCAGCAGGCCCUGACGGCCCUCGCCUGAGGCUACAUCAGCCCAGGAGAGCCGUGGAACGCACUUCACCAACACCGCAGAUGAUCCCUCUCUCACCUCACCGAACGAUAACACGAUUUGUGGGCAUCGAUGCUCUUGAUAACGAGGCUUCUUGCUUCUCCACGUGGAAGUCAAGGCCUAAAAUGAGUCUAACGACCACCUAACGACCUCCCCCAACGACCCUUUUCACUACUCAAGAGCCGAGGAGAGGCGACGCCAGCUGGCGGUCUCGGCUCUAGUGGUGAUGAUAGUAUCUAUAGAGCCACGAAAUAAAAUCCACAAGACAUAAUAAUUGUUAAUAUUUCUGAGGGAAAUGAAGAAAUCCUUUGCCUGCUUCUUAUCUUAGGGAUUGGAACCCCCAACAAACUAUAAAGACUCCCAAUCGUCGAAUCUUAUGUCAUUAUCUCACUCUGGUAAACAAAACUUGUAUAUCGAAUGAAAAAAAAUGGAGAGGGAAGAUAUAUGUAUAUUAUUAGAAACACUAAACCUAAAUCCUAUAAAAAUGUUUUUUGUGAAACUCGCGUCAACUCGGUGACUUUCUGACGAAAUUAGGAUGGCGAAUUUUAAAGUUUAAUCUGGAGAGCCUAGCGUGAACGCACUCUAGGUAGCGUAGUGUGUCCCAGCUAUAGGUUGGCGAUGAGCAGGCAAUCAUAGACACCUUUACCCAUGUUGGCUCUUCAAUUACAAGAGAAAACACACAACCAAUAUACCCCAGACACCUUUUCUUCAAGACCCACCAUUGAAGAUUUUUAAGAUCGCUACUAUGUCUCUCUCUCUUUCUCUAUUAUCUCAGGAAGUGAAAAUUAUUUCUGUGUCGUAUGUCCAGAGCUCGUCUUAAGAAGCGAAGGGAACUAGUGAAAGCCUCAAGCCAUUACGAGUAUAUAGCACUGGGAAGGGAUAGGAUAAGGAUUUAGGAUGGGACGGAAAGGAACGGAGGGGGUGGGUAAGGAAUUGCAAUUGAUAGUUGUUCCAUGUCUUCUUCAGGCUUCAGAAAGUAAAGGCGAGAACUUGGAUUCGCCCAAGAGAGAUCACAUGUUGUUUGGUAUCUUGGAUACCAUCCAAGAGGCUUUUCCUUCACCAGUGCAGUAAGAAAAUACGGCUAGUUCUCUCUCUCUCUCUCUCUCUCACUCUCACUCACUCACUCCGAGAAAACAUCCCACACGAUCAAAGCCCGCGACUUCAUAUCCUAGUGUCCCCACAAGGACUAUACAUACCAGCAUAUAUAUAUUAAUAUAUAAUAUAUAUAUAUAUUUCAUAGUGCAAAUAUAUACAGUAUAAAAUGCAUGAGACAGUCUCUCUCUCUCUCACACACACAUAGACUGUUGCACUGUUUGUUGCUGUCCCCCACUGGCUUGGGGGCAUAAUUUUUGGCCACGUUGAUGCUUGUUGAGGCUACUUAAUAAUAAUAUUUACCGCCAUGUUUGUAGGCUGCGUCCAACGCCAUUAAUUUGUUCUGCUACUGUUUUCCUCUGUUGUGUCUUGAUGUCAUUUACUUCUGUACAUAUGUAGUCAAUUUUUAUUCCCCCUCCCCACCUCCCAUAUUGAAGUACUUUUUGUAGUAACAGGAAGACUGUGAAUCAGUCAAUUAUUUGCAUAACACACGAAUUAUGCAUAAUAUAUAAAGUUGUACAUAAUAAUUCCCCCCCCCCCGUAUAUCAUUCUAGAGCGUAGAUAAUCAAGACAGUAUGAUAUACAUAGAUAUACAUAUAUACAUAUAAGGUAUAUUGUUUCGCAAGACGAGUGCAGGUUCACUAACUAGCGAGUGACUUUGAUUAUUUGUUACUUGGGUAAAGUUAGUUGAGUGAAGACUCUUAACAAGCCCAGAUGAGUGAAGCUGGAUAUCCUUUGUUAGCAGAGUAAAACUCAUUUUUGUUAACUAGGUAAAACCACCAUUUUAUUAGCUGAGAUAAAGAGACAACAGUUAGAGGAGAUAAUAGUCAGGGCCAAUUCGAGAGGUUGGCACAUUUGGGCCAAAAUUGGUAUGAUGCUCAGUUUUCAACCAAUGAAUUCAGCUGAAUCUUUUUUGCAACUUGCAACCCAAUUCUACUGGGUUUUAACAAUCCAGAAACAAAAGGGUAUCGCCGCCCCCCCUUUUUUUGUAACUAACAAUGCGUGUUAAAACUGUCGUUUAACCGGAGCCUGGCAGAGGCCUGACAGCUGAGUGAACAGCGCUUCGGAUUCGUAGUCCUGAGGGGGGUUCGAUCCCCGGUGGAGGCGGAAACAAAUGGGCAGAGUUUCU